AUGGUUGCUUCUGAGCUGUCGCAAGCGGCAAGGGCCGAGAAGGCCGAUCCCCAGUCGUCGCAGCUGAUAGCCCAGCAAGCGGCACCAGAGCCGGCGCCGCCAUUGGUGAACCGCGUUGGCCAGAGCAAGAGUCCGUACGUUCGGGGUCAUGCCGAGAGCCGUGUCGCCUGGCAGCUGCUCGACGAGGAGGCCAUCGAGAGAGCAAGAAAGGAGAACAAGUUGAUCUUUCUGCACAUUGGCUUCAAGGCCUGCCACUAUUCGCGACUUACAUCCACCGAGUGCUUCACCCACCGAGAAUGCGCCGCGAUCCUGAACGAGUCCUUCAUCCCCGUCAUCAUUGACCGCGAGGAGCGCCCGGAGCUGGACACGAUAUAUAUGAAUUACGUGCAGGCCGUGAGCGGCUCGGGCGGCUGGCCUUUGAACCUCUUCCUGACCCCCGAGCUCGAGCCCGUCUUCGGUGGCACCUACUACCCGGCUCCCGGCCCUAACAACGGCGGCUCCGACGACGAGGACCGCCUGGAUUUUUUGGCCAUCUUGCGCAAGCUGCAGAAGGUUUGGAGGGAGCAGGAGGGCCGGUGCAGGCAGGAGGCCAAGGAGGUUGUGGUUAAGCUCCACGACUUCGCGGCCGAGGGAACCUUGGGGACGGCUACGGUACAGCCGGGCGUCGCUGGCUCCCAGACGAUCGCGAUCGGUAGGUCCGAGACGGGGUUGGAGCAUCCCGGGACGGGCAGGACGGCCGCUGCGGUCUCGAGCGAACUGGAUCUGGACCUGUUGGAGGAGGCUUAUUCGCACAUUGCCGGGACGUUCGACCCCGUCUACGGCGGAUUCGGCCUGGCACCCAAGUUCCCGACCCCGCCGAAGUUGUCCUUCCUCUUGCGACUGCCUCGAUACCUUGCGCCCGUGCAAGAUGUGGUGGGCGAGUCCGAGUGUGCACACGCCACCGAGAUGGCCCUCUUCACAUUGCGCAAGAUUCGCGACAGCAGUCUGCGCGACCACGUCGGAGGUUGUGGGUUUGCGCGGUACUCCGUCACGGCCGACUGGAGCGUCCCGCGCUUCGAGAAGCUUAUUGCCCACAACGCGCUGCUGUUGGGCCUGUACCUGGACGCAUGGCUGAUCGCAACCGGUGGGGAGAAGGGCACGGAGUUCUACGACGUCGUGGUGGAGUUGGUCGAUUACCUUUCGAGCCCUCCGAUCAGUUUGCCCGAGGGUGGUUUCGUCUCGAGCGAAGCUGCAGACUCAUACUACCGGCGCGGGGACAGGCACAUGCGAGAGGGGGCCUAUAACCUCUGGACACGUAGAGAGUUCGAUACCGUGAUCGGAGACGAUCACGAGGCCGCGCUGGCCGCGUCGUACUGGAACGUCCUCGAGCACGGCAACGUCGAGCCCGACCAGGAUCCUAAUGACGAGUUCAUGAACGAAAACAUCUUGCGCGUGGUUAAGGACGUGUCGGAGAUUGGACGGCAGGCUGGCAUCACCGUUGACGAAGUCAAGCGGGUCAUCUCCUCGGCAAAGCAGAAGCUCAAGGUGCACAGAGAAAAGGAGCGCGUGAGACCCGAGGUCGACGCUAAGAUUGUGGCGGGACGCAACGGCCUGGUGAUUUCCGCCCUGACGAGGGCUGGCCUGGCUUUGGCAACCGUUGAUGCGGCCAAGAGCCAAGCGGCUAUUGCAUCCGCCGGUAGGGCCGCCGAGUUCAUUAGGGCCAACCUGUGGGAUGAGAAGGAGAGGAUCCUGUACAGGAUAUGGAACGAAGGCCGCGGCGAAGCCAAGGGCCUGGCGGAAGACUACGCCUACCUCAUCGAGGGUCUCAUUGGCCUUUACGAGGCGACCGCGGAUGAGAGGUGGAUAGAAUUCGCCGAUGAGCUGCAGAAGGUCCAAAUCGACACCUUUUACGACAGCCCCUCAGUCGGCACCUCGGUCCUCGAGUCCCCCGCAUCCCGCUCUAGCUGUGGCGCAUUCUACAUUACGGCCGAGAAUGCGCCGCACACCAUCCUCCGCCUCAAGGACGGCAUGGACACGGCGCUCCCGUCGACCAACGCCGUCUCCGUCUCGAACCUCUUCCGCCUCGGCACCAUGCUCAGCGAUGAGGCCUACACGGCACUUGCGCGCGAGUCCAUCAACGCCUUCGAGGCCGAGAUCCUGCAGUACCCUUGGCUGUUCCCGGGCCUGCUGUCAGGCGUAGUCACUGCCCGUCUCGGUGGCGCGACGUGGGUCGUCGUGCGUGGCUCUGGCGGCGGCGAGGACGAGCUGACGCAGCAGCUUCUGCGGAAGCUGAGCCUCGAGGCUAGCGGUGGUCUGAGGAAUGUGCUCCUGCUCAAGGCCGAGGACGACCUGCUGGCAAAGCGGAGCCCCGCGUUAAGGGAGCUGGUGCAGAGGCCGGGCACGUACCGCCUCGAGAACGGCGUGUACAGGCCCAUCACGGCCGCCGAUGCGGUGUGA
This is a messenger RNA of Colletotrichum graminicola M1.001, 2436 nucleotides long. RefSeq lists its product as uncharacterized. Gene Ontology annotation, biological process: carbohydrate metabolic process. Lineage: Eukaryota; Fungi; Ascomycota; Sordariomycetes; Glomerellales; Glomerellaceae. The coding region runs from base 1 to 2436 and encodes 811 amino acids. The transcript has 3 exons. The record is from RefSeq and is a predicted model, not a curated record.